AUGUUGGUUCAGUCUGUACUAUCGCUGCUGCCGCUGCUUGCGCUUGUAUCAGCGGCUUCGAUCAAGGGCAAUAUCGCCUUCAAUGAUGUCCUUCCAGUGGAGUCUCUCCCAAUCGGAAGCUCCGUAUCCCUCGAUCACGGCCUCGACCGCGUCUUGGUCAAGCAAGACGGCUCAUUCGAAAUAUUCGAUGUUCCCGAAGGGAUCCAUCAUGUGGAAACGCUGAUACCAGGUUACGUCGUCCAACCCCUCUGGGUAACAAUCUCACCCCCCAUCCCUCCUAUCGCCGAAGACGGCCCCCCAUCCCUCCACAUCCAAUCCGCCAACCCCGCCCGCCAAGCCCUGCCCCCUUCUUCCCCUUCUUUGACCUACCCCAUCGUGCUCGAAGCGCUCGGUAAAGAAAGUUACUUUGUGCCGAAAGGCGGGAUGAACAUUUUGGGCAUGUUGAAGAACCCUAUGGUGUUGAUGAUGCUGUUCAGUGGGGUUAUGAUGUAUGGUAUGCCGAAGCUUGUUGCGAGUAUGGAAAGCUCUGAUCCGGAUCUGUCAAAGGAGAUGGCAGAGACGAGGAAGAAGAUGGCCGGGUUCCAGAAUGGUGACUGGGCUGGCGCUAUCUCGAGCUUGCUCGCAGGGCCCGAGGAGGAGAAACCAGCAAAGGCUGUCAAGCCUGCUGCCACUCCUCAAAGUCCUCAGCCGUCAGCACCGGCUGCCAAGUCUGGAGGCGGUAAGAAGCGUAGAAAGUAG
Messenger RNA from Cryptococcus amylolentus CBS 6039, 738 nucleotides. RefSeq lists its product as hypothetical. Gene Ontology annotation, cellular component: EMC complex. NCBI's taxonomy places the organism in Eukaryota, Fungi, Basidiomycota, Tremellomycetes, Tremellales, Cryptococcaceae. The record is from RefSeq and is a predicted model, not a curated record. Bases 1 to 738 code for a protein of 245 amino acids. The transcript has 7 exons.